Messenger RNA from Laetiporus sulphureus 93-53, 450 nucleotides. RefSeq lists its product as uncharacterized. NCBI's taxonomy places the organism in Eukaryota, Fungi, Basidiomycota, Agaricomycetes, Polyporales, Laetiporaceae. Bases 1 to 450 code for a protein of 149 amino acids. The transcript has 4 exons. The record is from RefSeq and is a predicted model, not a curated record.
AUGGGUCUGGGCUCACGGCGGGAUCUACUUGAUGAUGUCUUUGGUGCAUACAACUGGAGCAAGGUUACUCACAUUGCGCAAUCUUUACUCACUAAAGUGAAGAAUGCAAUCAAUGAAUGCAGCGUCUAUGUCGCCGCAUUCGAAGAGUUUAGUUUGGCUUUACCAGAAACAUCUGUUGCCCAGUGGACGCAAGCUGUUGAGGCAUGGGAAAAAGACCGCUCAAGUCUAAAUCCUUAUGAGAUUACACGCAAAGCACUCACGCAGGCCUCCGUGCAUCUUCAAUUGGCACAAGAAGAUGCAACACGGCUUCAGAUUGGCAAAACAGUGCCGAUUCAUGACCAUAUUUCUCCAAGUGUUAUGAUAACGUACAGGUUGGAAAUUGAGGAGCUACAAUGUCAUCUUCGUGAAGAUUCUGCUGAGCUCGGUGCACAUUCAACAGAUCUCCAAUGA